Molecule: messenger RNA, 1336 nt
Organism: Bipolaris maydis ATCC 48331
Lineage: Eukaryota; Fungi; Ascomycota; Dothideomycetes; Pleosporales; Pleosporaceae
Product: eukaryotic cytochrome b561-domain-containing protein
Molecular function (GO): heme binding; transmembrane monodehydroascorbate reductase activity
Source: RefSeq, a predicted model, not a curated record
UUGACAUUGAUUCUUCCUCUCUUCUCUUCCGCUGUCGUACGCCGGGAUUUGCAGUGAUACUGCUCUUCAUUCUACGCGCUUCAAAAUGGCUUCUGCAACCGGAAUCCCGCCUACUUCCGCUGCCGCGCGCGGCCAGAGCGAAGAAGAACCGCUCCUCGGCAGAAGAGGCGAUGCAAGUCAGAUGCAGGGCCAGCCGCUCUAUCACAACUUGUGGAUUGGCACUGCUCCCAUCGCCCAAGCCGGCAUCUGGAUCCUCGCCGCCAUAGUCUGGGGAGCCAUCUUCUCCAACAAGCUCAUCUUCUUCUCCGCGCAUCCGCUUCUCAACUCUGCCGGCUUCCUCCUCGCCAUCCAAGCAGCCCUCAUCCUGCAGCCCACGCACACGCCCGACCAAAAGCGCGCCGGCACACUUGCCCACUUCCUCUUCCACGUCGUCGGCGCAUCUGCCCUAACCGCCGGCCUCAUCAUCAUCGAAAUUAACAAGCAAGGUCCCGGCCACGAGCACUUUGCCUCUGCACACGCCCGCCUCGGCCUCGCCUUUUACGUCCUUGUCUACCUCCAGGCCCUCGUCGGCUUCACCCAGUACUACGUGCCGCAGUUAUAUGGCAGUGUCGAGAAUGCUAAGAGCAUCUACAAGUAUCAUCGCCUUUCGGGUUACUUUAUUGCUGUGCUGGGUCUAGCUACUAUUUGCGCCGCUACGUGGACCACGUACAAUAUCUAUGUUGGGCAUAUGCAGCAUUGGGCGGUGAUUACCGCCAGUGUUCUUGUGCUGGUUGGUGUGGUGCCCAGAAUUCGGCUGAGCAAGUUUGGGAUUAAGAGGCAGGCUGGUGAGGUUAGGUUGUAGAUGUUUGAGACUUGGUUGUACCAAAUUCGGGGAGAGGGUUGAUUGAGAGAGGCAUGGGUUGGGUUACGAUUGUUUGAUAUGACGGGGGAACAUGCGUGCACUUGGAUUUGAUGAGAAAUAUGAGGCUGGAAUUAGCGUUUUGUCUUUGUUUAAAUGCAUUUUUUUUAUAGCGGGUUUAUGCCAUUUUCCUUGCUUUCUCUGUUCUUCCUCGAGCUUUUCCUUUCUUCCCACAACCACCCUUCCCCCCAUUUUGUCCCUCCCAAUUAAUUCCUGCUCUCUGCCCGUAAGCGUUUUUUUUUAAAAAAAAUCUUACCUUUUCACUCUCUUGUGGGACCAGUUCUGAACUUACAAAUCUAGGGAAAAAAAAAUAAACCCGCUCCAUUCAAACAGAGUAACUGUAUAACCCCGCCUCCUUUUUUUUCAGUGCAACACAUGUAUCUGCAUAUUUGGGUGUAUUUUAUCAUUUUAUUGUAGUCAUCACCUUUUGUUACUUUG